Mucor velutinosus is the source of this 1248-nucleotide messenger RNA. RefSeq lists its product as uncharacterized. Bases 1 to 1248 code for a protein of 415 amino acids. Gene Ontology annotation, biological process: protein refolding; response to heat. Gene Ontology annotation, cellular component: cytosol; nucleus; cytoplasm. Gene Ontology annotation, molecular function: Hsp70 protein binding; ATP binding. The record is from RefSeq and is a predicted model, not a curated record. NCBI's taxonomy places the organism in Eukaryota, Fungi, Mucoromycota, Mucoromycetes, Mucorales, Mucoraceae. The transcript has 3 exons.
AUGGUUGCUGAAUCAAAGUAUUACGAUAUUUUGGGUGUGAGCCCUAGUGCUACUGAGGGCGAACUCAAGAAAGCUUACAGAAAACUCGCUUUAAAGUACCAUCCUGACAAAAACCCUGAUGCUGGAGACAAGUUCAAAGAGAUUUCUCAUGCUUAUGAGAUCUUGUCUGAUGCUGAAAAGAGAGAGAUCUACGAUCAGUAUGGUGAGGAGGGUCUCAGUGGCCAAGGUGGUCCUGGUGGUAUGAAUGCCGAGGACUUGUUUUCCCAGUUGUUUGGAGGAGGAGGCAUGGGAGGCAUGGGCGGAGGCGGCUUUUUUGGAGGUAUGGGAGGUGGACGUCGUGGUCCUCAAGGCCCUCGUCGUGGAAAGGACAUGAUGCAUCAACUCAAGGUCAACCUUGAGGAUCUCUACCUUGGAAAGACCAGUAAGCUUGCUCUCCAAAAGAACAUUCUCUGUAGCAAGUGUGAUGGCAAAGGCGGUAAAGAUGGUGCUGUUCAAGUCUGUAGAGGAUGUAAUGGUCAGGGUUCUCGUAUCAUGAUGCGUCAAAUGGGACCCAUGAUCCAGCAAAUCCAACAACCUUGUGGCGAUUGUCGUGGAACUGGUGAAAUUAUCAACGAAAAGGAUCGUUGCAAGCAAUGCUUGGGAAAGAAGAUUAUGAGUGAUAGAAAGAUCUUGGAAGUGCACAUUGAGCGCGGUAUGCGUGAUGGACAAAGAAUUACCUUCUCUGGUGAGGGUGAUCAAGCGCCUGGCAUUGUUCCUGGAGACAUCAUUAUCCAACUCGAUGAAAAGGCUCAUCCUUGUUUCACUCGCAAGGGUGAUGAUCUUAUUUACGAAGCCAAGAUCGAUCUUUUGACUGCCUUGGCAGGUGGCCAGUUUGCAAUUCCCCAUUUGGAUGAUCGUGUGCUCUUGGUCAAUGUCAUUCCUGGCGAAGCUAUUCAGCCCAACAUGGUCAAGGCUGUCCCCAAUGAGGGUAUGCCUAUGCAUCGCAUUGAUAGCCGUGGCCACCUCUUUAUCAAGUUUACCGUCGAGUUCCCUGAACCCAACUGGACUGAUGAGGCUACACUGAAGAAGUUGGAGGCCAUCUUACCUCCUCGCAACCCUGUGCCUUCAGUUGGUGAUAAGCACAUUGAGGAUGUUGUCUUGGUUGACGCCGAGGCUUAUCAACACAGAGCUGGAUCAAAUGCUUAUGAUGAAGAUGGACAUGAGGAUCACCAACAUGGUGGCGGUGGCGUCCAAUGUGCUCAGCAAUAA